GAUCGCGGCGCCGACACCCACGAGGCCAACCUGCAACUCGGCUUCGACGCCGACGAGCGGGUCUACCUGCCGGCCGCCGAGAUGCUGCGUCAGCUCGGCAUCCAGCGGGUGUGCCUGCUGACCAACAAUCCGGAAAAGGUGGAGCAACUCGCCCGCUGCGGCAUCGCGGUGAGCGAGCGGGUGGCCCACAGCUUCCCCUCGAACGGCCACAACGAGGCCUAUCUCGCCACCAAGGCGGAGAAGUUCGGACAGGCGAAGUCGGGACAGGCGGAGUCGGGGCAGGCGAGGUCGGGGCAGGCGGAGUCGGGGCAGCAGACCGCGGACGCCGGCCCGGCGCAGGGCCGGUCCUGGCCGGCGGGCGGCUGCCAGUGCGGUGCCCUGCGCUACGAGCUGCGCGGCGCGGCGCUGGAUCUCUACUGCUGCCACUGCCUGGAAUGCCGGCGGCAGUCGGCCUCGGCCUUCGGAAUCUCCGUGAUCCUGCGCAGCGACGACCUGGUGGUGACCGCCGGGCAGCCCGCCGUCUGGACGCGGCCGACGCGGGCCGGCGGCACCCUGGCCUGCUUCUUCUGCCCGACCUGCGGCAGCCGCCUGUGGCACGGCGACCCGGCGCGCGACCCGGUCCUCAGCGUCAAGGGCGGCGGUCUGGACCGGCCGCCCGACCUCACCGGGGCCAAGCACAUCUGGGUCUCGCGCAAGCUGCCCGGCGUGGCGAUUCCCCCCGACGCCGAGACCUGGCCGGAGGAGCCGCCGGCCGGGGCGAUCUGCCGGGUGCUUGGCGCCGCUCCGUUACGGGAAAUCAAGUGCUUGCGCGGGCUGCGCGGCUGGCACGCCGCUUGCGUCUGGGGCAGCGUCAUGAGCGCGACCGAUUUCGAUCCCUUCACCCGGCCAAGG
This is a messenger RNA of Symbiodinium necroappetens, 891 nucleotides long. The record is from the annotation of a GenBank genome assembly. NCBI's taxonomy places the organism in Eukaryota, Dinophyceae, Suessiales, Symbiodiniaceae.